This is a messenger RNA of Ananas comosus (pineapple), 1330 nucleotides long. RefSeq names its product protein trichome birefringence-like 11. NCBI's taxonomy places the organism in Eukaryota, Viridiplantae, Streptophyta, Magnoliopsida, Poales, Bromeliaceae. Bases 1 to 1287 code for a protein of 428 amino acids. The record is from RefSeq and is a predicted model, not a curated record. Gene Ontology annotation, molecular function: O-acetyltransferase activity. The transcript is spliced from 4 exons. Gene Ontology annotation, cellular component: Golgi apparatus.
AUGAGGAUGUUCGGUUUGGAUGCCGUGCUUCUGCGGCUGCGGGGGUGGGCGAAGCCGUUCGAGCACGUGUCCGGCGCCUUCGCCUUCACGACCGGCACGGCCGCGGCCGUCUUCUUCAUGCUGCUGCUGCUCUUGGUGCAGUUGAAUGAUAUUUUCAUGCUGCCGCGGGCAGCGAGGGGCGGCGGCGGCGGAGGCCGGGAUUCGGAGAACUGCGAUUGGACGGAGGGUGAGUGGGUAUGGGACGAAGGGAGGCGAUUGAUUUACGAGCCCGCGGAGUGCCCGUUCGUCGAUGAGGGCUUCCGUUGCACCGAGAAUGGCCGGCCCGAUAGCUUCUACGCCGACUGGCGGUGGCGGCCGGCGAACUGCAACCUCCCCAGAUUUGAUGCUACGAACAUGCUAGAGAAGCUUAGAGAUAAAAGACUAGCAUUUGUGGGUGACUCAAUUGGUAGGAACCAAUGGGAGUCCCUACUGUGCAUGCUCUCCACUGCUGUUCAGAACAAGAGCUCAAUCUAUGAAGUGAAUGGCAACCCAAUCACAAAGCACAUGGGCUUCUUAGCCUUCAGGUUCAGGGACUACAAUUGCACUGUGGAGUACUACAGAUCCCCCUUCCUGGUCCUUCAAGGCCGCGCCCCCGCCGGCGUGCCUGCGAUCGUGAAAACCGUACUUAAGUUGGAUACCGUGGAUCGGUUGGCCGUUCACUGGAAAGAUGCCGACAUGCUCGUCUUUAACACCGGACACUGGUGGAACUACAAGAAGACGAUGAGGGGGGGCUGUUACUUUCAAGAAGGAAAUGAGGUGAGGAUGGAUAUGACUGUUCACGGUGCAUAUCUGAGAUCAAUGAAAACACUGUUUGAUUGGAUUCAAUUAGAAGUCAAUACGAGUAAAACGCACGUCGUCUUUCGAACAUAUGCUCCUGUACAUUUCAGGGGCGGCCACUGGCGGAGCGGCGGGGGUUGCGAAACGGAGACAAUGCCGGAGUGGGGCUCUCCUCCCUCUUCGAAGCCGUGGGCUGAUUUCUUGGAACCGUUUAGGGAUCUGCACUCGAACAAUUCUGCAAAGACCGAUAUAGACGUGUUGAAUGUUACAAAAAUGACGGCUCAACGGACAGACGGUCAUCCAUCGAUAUAUUAUCUCGGUGUGUCGGUCCGCGCCCCUCGUCAUAGGCAGGACUGCAGCCACUGGUGCUUACCGGGAGUCCCCGACGCAUGGAACGAGCUACUCUAUGCACUAUUCUUAAAGCGUCAAUCUGCGACACAUCGAGAUUCGACUGUAAAUAUAGGAUACUAGAAUUGUUUUACCAGCUUUGCUCCAAAUAGUUCCUCUGCGACAC